This is a messenger RNA of Suillus clintonianus, 1704 nucleotides long. RefSeq lists its product as uncharacterized. The record is from RefSeq and is a predicted model, not a curated record. Lineage: Eukaryota; Fungi; Basidiomycota; Agaricomycetes; Boletales; Suillaceae. Bases 1 to 1704 code for a protein of 567 amino acids. The transcript is spliced from 15 exons.
AUGAGGAAGUGUGAAAAGAAGGAGAGAUCAAAGAAAGAGCAGGAGGAACUUACAGUGAUCCUUCAAGAAACUGUCAAAAAGUAUUGUUGGAAGAAAUCUCGUCAGAAUGCACGCAAUGAUGAACCGGUGCUUCGCGGUCCAGCGGUUGAUCCAAUUUCAAUAUGGACGAUACAAGAUGGUCCAGAAACUGCUGGUGGCCUUUCGAGUCACUCAAGUUUGCGAGGGCCUGACCUGUAUACUAGAUAUGCAUGGGUCAUCGCCGGUUACAACAACGGAGGGGGACAUGUUAUUGUAACAUCGCCACAGAGUCAGCAAUUGGGGGAUUUCAAUCCAGGAUCCCCAAAUUUUCAUAAUCAUGACGAGGUUUGUUCAUUUUGGGCAAUGGCUUCCAAACGGUUCACACCAUUCCAGCCCCUUUGGGACUGGGUGCUCGACCUGCUGCAAAACAGUUGCUUUGCAAAGCACUUUGUGUUUGACGCCCAACAUUUGUACAAGUUCAAUGGAGAGCACUUCAUGCACUUUUUUGAUGAGCCCUGGACUGCUAAUUCAUUUUGGGAAGCACAAUCACGACUUCCACUGGAUGCUAAGCCACUGGCAUUCAUUCUUUAUGCUGACAAGAGCAAGCUGUCAUCUUUUGGGACUCAAAAGGGCUACCUGAUUGUCGCACGGAUUGCAAAUUUACCAGUUGAAAUCAGGAACGGUACUGGCAUGGCUGGUGGUCGGGUUGUUGACAAAGACAAAAUGCAGAGCGGAAACCAAAGUUUCAUGAACUUCAAGAAUGCAGUUUGGCAUAAGUCAUUUUUCCUGCUCCUGGAGGCAGUCAUACAACACUCGAAGACUGGGUACUGGCUCGACUGUGGUGACAUGAUAAGGCGCUUUCUUUGGCCAUUGAUACUGAUUCUCAGCGCUGACUAUGAGGAACAAUGUGUCAUGGCCUUAAUUUUUGGGCUGAAAGGAAAAUUUCCAUGUCCAAUUUGUCUCGUCCCCCAAGAUAUGCAGGCUGUCUUCUCAGUAGAACAUGUGCUACGUACAAGUGCCCAAUCUCAACAAACUUUGGAGAUCGCAAGAGCAGCAAGUACAAAGAAGGCCAGAGCAGCAAGUACAAAGAAGUCCAGAGAAGCCCACCUAAAAGCAUUCUCAUUGCGUGAUGUUGAGUGUGUUUUUUGGGUUUGGUUUUGUGAUGUCCAUCGCACCCUCUCAUGGGAUCAUCUGCACGCAAGCGGGUUAUGGAGCGAUCAUUUGUGGGAAGAGUUGCACUUCUGGCUCGCUGAAUUUGGGCGAGAAGCUGCUUCUGAGAUUGAUGCAAAGUUCAUCUUGAUAUUGAAUCUACCAUCAUCAUUCUACAACAUGAUUUACUACAUGGAUGUUCUCCCAAGAUGGCCGAACUUGCGGCACUUCAUGCAUGUGAUCAAAAUUGAUUUUUCCGAUGGCUCAGUCCACGAAGAUAUAUCAAGGAUGAUCAUCUUUGCAGAUCAGAACAUCCUCACAACUACUGAGAGUGAAAACUGCUACCUGCUUCUACAAUGCAUCCGUCUCUUCAUCAAAUUUGACAUGUAUGCAUUGUUGGAGGUUCACACGGAAGAUACCAUUGCGACAGGAAGAGAAACUUUGCAUAAAUUUGUGGUGCUGCUGGAUCACCCUAAAAUUCAUCACGUUGUCAUGCAUGACGCGAGGAUUUCCAUGUAUUUCUAUUUUGUUCUGUAG